Nothoprocta perdicaria is the source of this 4835-nucleotide messenger RNA. It is a transcript of the gene PPP1R13B, whose product is annotated as protein phosphatase 1 regulatory subunit 13B. Gene Ontology annotation, cellular component: nucleus. Gene Ontology annotation, biological process: apoptotic process; negative regulation of cell cycle; regulation of apoptotic process. NCBI's taxonomy places the organism in Eukaryota, Metazoa, Chordata, Aves, Tinamiformes, Tinamidae. The record is from RefSeq and is a predicted model, not a curated record. Bases 213 to 3623 code for a protein of 1136 amino acids. Gene Ontology annotation, molecular function: p53 binding; transcription factor binding. The transcript is spliced from 18 exons.
GUGCUAUUUCUGAAUGUUGAAACAGGCUAAAUAAAGUUUCUUGCUAGUUUUUUGUUCCUUCUGCUGCUAACUUUUUGUAUGUAAAGAAGAUUAAUGCAGCAGUUCUGUGGAUCGCUAGAGAAGCAGAGAAUUCAUUAUUUUGCCUUCCUGCAUUUAAUGUGUGUAUCCUGCAUCUACAGAGAAAACGUAGCUCGUAUUUUGUUGCAAGAGAGAUGAUAUUAACUGUGUUUCUGAGCAACAAUGAGCAGAUUUUGACAGAAGUUCCAAUUACACCUGAAACCACCUGCCGUGAUGUAGUAGAGUUCUGCAAAGAGCCUGGGGAAGGAAGCUGCCACCUGGCUGAAGUAUGGCGUGGAAACGAACGCCCCAUCCCCUUUGAUCACAUGAUGUACGACCACCUACAGAAGUGGGGUCCCCGCCGGGAAGAGGUCAAAUUUUUUCUUCGUCAUGAGGAGUCACCAGCUGAAAGCAAUGAACAGAGUGUUCGUCAAGUCCAAAAUCAAAGAAAUGGAAUAAAUCUGCCUGUGGAGAAGCGUACAGAGAAUGGGGUUGGGAAUCCUCGGGUCGAGCUCACUCUUUCUGAACUUCAGGAUAUGGCUGCCCGACAACAGCAGCAGAUUGAAAAUCAACAGCAGAUGUUGGUUGCCAAGGAACAACGGUUACGUUAUCUGAAGCAGCAGGAGCGUCGCCAGCAGCAAUCUGUUUCUGAGAGUGAAAAGCUUCAAAAACUUAAAGAACGAGUUGAAACCCAGGAGACAAAGCUGAAAAAAAUCCGUGCCAUGAGAGGACAAGUGGAUUACAGCAAGAUCAUGAAUGGCAAUCUGUCAACCGAAAUUGAACAUAUCAGUGCCAUGUUCCAGGAAAAGCAGCAGGAGCUACAGGCUGCAGUGUUAAAAGUGGAUCAACUUACUCAGCAACUGGAGGACUUAAGAAAAGGAAAACUGAAUGGGUUUCAGUCCUAUAACGGACAGAUGACAGGACCUGCAGCAGUAGAACUAAAAAAACUAUAUCAAGAGCUGCAGAUUCGUAACAGGCUUAACCAGGAGCAGAACUCGAAGCUUCAGCAGCAGAAAGAACUCUUAAACAAACGUAACAUGGAGGUGGCCAUGAUGGACAAGCGCAUCAACGAGCUGCGUGAACGACUGUACAAGAAAAAAGUUGAGGCACGUCAAAAAGAAAACAUUCCUUUAAACCGUAUUAAUGGAACUUCAUCACCCCAGUCAUCCUUGAGCGCUUCAGGAAGGGUUGCAGCAGUGGGACCUUACAUCCAAGUUCCAAGCGCUGGCACUUACGCUGUGCCGGUAGAUCCAGUUAAGCCACAGUCUCUCAGCAUUGCAUCUAGCUCCACACAUGGAAGAUCAAAAUCUGAGACAGACUUUGGGUGUGUGAAAAAAUCUCCAGACACCUGGAAGGUUUCUGAUUUAGACAUAAUAGUGGAUCCUAUUCUGUCACCUUCCACUUCUCUGCAGUCUGCUGGUCACAAUGUCAUCCGCCUGGCACCUACUGUCUUUGACACCCAACACUUGAAUGAUGGAAAUUGGCCAAUACUUAAGCAGAGUUCAACUCCUGUGGUAAAGCCCCCCCAGAUCUCCAACACAGACUGGAAAGAGUCAAGCAUGGAUACUGCUCUGAAACAGGGAACCAUUUCCAGCCAGCCGCUGCCAACCUCAGUACUGGGCAGUACCGAUAAGCUGGGCCUUGACUUGGGGAAGGCGCCGGCAGCGGGCCCCGGUGUCAGCAAGCAGGUGCCGCAGAACUACGGCACGUACCCCAGCGCGGGGCCGCUGGGCRCGGGCUCCACCAGCUCCCUGGAGCGCCGCAAGGAGGGCAGCCUGCCCCGCGCCGGCGCCGCGCGGCCCCGGCCGCUCCCGCCGCCCGCCGCCCUCCACCAGCCCAGCUCCUCGCAGCAGAUUCAGCAGAGGAUUUCCGUGCCCCCCAGCCCCACGUACCAGCCCGCGGGGCCCCCCUUGUUCCCAGGGGCGGACGGGCGCCCGGAGCUCCCGCUGACUGUGGCCAUCAGGCCUUUCCUGGCCGAUAAAGGAUCAAGACCUCAGUCGCCCAGGAAAGGGCCACAGACGGUGAACUCCAGCUCCAUCUACUCAAUGUAUCUUCAGCAAGCAACGCCACCAAAGAAUUAUCAACAAGCCGUUUACAAUACGUUAAAUAAGUCAGUAAAAGCAGUUUAUGGAAAACCCGUCUUACAAUCUGGCUCAACUUCUCCCUCACCAUUGCCGUUCCUUCAUGGCUCCUUGCCUGCCCAGACUUCGUCACAGCCUCAGACUGAGCUCUCUGAAAAAGAUCAAGAGCUGGAGAACGUUCCAGCAUCCAGUGAGAACAGCAAUGUGGAAAACAUUCCUCGUCCUCUCAGUCCCACUAAGCUGACGCCUAUUGUGCAUUCCCCGCUACGGUAUCAAAGCGAUGCUGACCUUGAAGCCCUGAGAAGAAAACUGGCCAACGCGCCGAGGCCGUUGAAGAAGCGGAGCUCUAUCACUGAACCAGAAGGCCCAAGUGGACCCAAUAUACAGAAAUUACUGUACCAGCGCUUUAACACUCUGGCUGGAGGAAUCGAAAGCGCUCCUUUUUAUCAGCCAAGCAACCCCCAGGACUUCAUAGGCAUCUUGGCAGAUGUUGAUAAUGGCAACGCCAGCACCAACGGCAAUAUAGAGGAGCCCGUUUCGGUGCAGCCAACAGUCCCUCUUCCUGAUGAGCCGCCGCCUUCCUCAGAUGCCAACGAUAACGAGUUACCUUCUCCUGCUUCGGAGGAGCUCAUAAGCACUGAAACCACAAAUCAAACAUCUGAGACAACCGAAGAUGACGACAACAACAACGUGGCCAUMGUCCCUGCUGUUGAACCGUCACCCACUCCCACACCUGAGGUCAGCUCUCCAGUAGAGGAAGAAGCUCCUUUGCCACCAGCUCUUCCUCCUCCUCCUCCUCCUCCAACCAAACGGACGAACCUGAAGAAACCCAACUCCGAAAGGACCGGCCACGGCUUGAGGGUCAAGUUCAAUCCAUUAGCCCUCCUGCUGGAUGCUUCUUUGGAGGGAGAAUUUGAUCUUGUGCAAAGAAUCAUAUAUGAGGUCGAUGAUCCCAGUAAACCCAACGAUGAAGGAAUUACACCUUUGCAUAAYGCAGUGUGUGCUGGUCAUCACCACAUUGUGAAGUUCCUGCUCGAUUUYGGCGUAAAUGUAAAUGCAGCAGAUAGUGAUGGAUGGACACCGUUGCAUUGUGCUGCUUCCUGCAAUAGCGUUCACCUCUGCAAGCUACUUGUGGAAUCUGGGGCAGCAAUUUUUGCUUCAACUAUAAGUGAUAUAGAAACUGCUGCAGACAAGUGUGAAGAGAUGGAAGAAGGUUAUAUUCAGUGUUCCCAGUUCCUGUAUGGCGUGCAGGAGAAGCUGGGGGUGAUGAACAAGGGAGUCGUGUACGCGCUGUGGGACUACGAGGCGCAGAACAGCGACGAGUUGUCCUUCCACGAGGGCGACGCCAUCACCGUCCUGCGGCGCAAGGACGACAACGAGACCGAGUGGUGGUGGGCGCGACUCAACGACAAGGAAGGCUACGUGCCCAAAAACCUGCUCGGGUUAUAUCCACGAAUAAAACCUAGACAACGAACCCUUGCUUGAAUUCAGUUGUACAAGAGUGCAAUACCUUGCUGGUAACUGGAAACUUAAAGCAUACACUGGAGCCAUCACUUUCAGUCAUUUCACCUGGAGAAAUAAAACUUUGGCAUUUAGUUUAAAGGUGCUUUCUCUUGUUAAAUCGACAGCRUUCAAGGUCUGCAGUUUGUAAAUGAGGAUCAUUUUCUGUGAGCCAGCACUGAGGGGGGAGCAGCAGCAGCUCCGCUCCCUCCGCAGUGAGUUAAGCGCCGUAGCAGGAGCUUCCGCGUGUUCASUGUUCGGAGGUGUCACUUGCAAAGYGCAGAGAUGCUCUCUGCUCUGCUCCAAUCCCACAGUUACUGUCCCACGUCAGAACUCCGGAUAGUUUAUUUCAUACCAGUGAAUGUUGAGUUCUCUCAUUACCACUUCAUUUUUUGGGUUCUAGGACGCAAGAUUUUCGCCUGCUCCGUGCGUAAGUAGUCAUCAAAGCUUUAAGAGGGCUAGGAUUUUAAGUGUUAACAUACUCCACACUUAAGUCCUAGUCUAGACAACCCCAACAAAAGCUUUACUUAGUCUAGCAUCUAAUAUUAUUUGCAUUUAGAGACAAGCUAGGGAACUAACAAAGCAACAGGAUUUGUACACUUUUCAAGCUCCCCCCACCGUGAUUCACUUGGUGUUUUAUUUUCUCGUUYCUCCACUGACAGCACCAGUGUUACCUCUACUAAUGUAAAGGGUGCCCUACUAACCCCCCGAGUUUGUUACGGCCAAAAGAGCUUCCUGGGAAGCGUGCAGCAGCGCAAGGGACGUGGAUGUCUGCAGGGAGAACGUGCAAUAGUUGGGAAGGGGAGAGGCUGGUAACGGUUACGUGGUGUGAGGCUGCCCGGCGGUGAAGGACGGAACAGGAGGAAGAGGAGGAGGGUGGAGAUGCCGAGGCUGGAGGAAGGAAACAAGGGCUGGAGAAUUUUGGAAAGGCAGUAGCUUAUUUGAGGACAGUUUCUGUGGUUCUUGGCAACUUCCAUCUGUUGCCAAGGCAAGUUAUGCAAUAAACUAUUCCACUACAUUGUAGUUAUAAGCAAAAAAAAAAAAAAAAAGAAAAAAAAAGGCACUUCACUGGAAUUUUAAUUGUACAUGAUUUUAUAUACCAAAAGUAUAUUUUGAAUUUCCCAUUCUAAGUUGUAGCCAUAUUUCUUGUAAUUUUCUCCUGUUAAACAGUAUGCAAUUUGAUUAAUUCUUCAUGUA